Messenger RNA from Raphanus sativus (radish), 530 nucleotides. RefSeq lists its product as uncharacterized. The record is from RefSeq and is a predicted model, not a curated record. NCBI's taxonomy places the organism in Eukaryota, Viridiplantae, Streptophyta, Magnoliopsida, Brassicales, Brassicaceae. The transcript is spliced from 2 exons. Bases 104 to 382 code for a protein of 92 amino acids.
UAUUAAUCCAUUUAACCCUAAUUUUAAUCGCUCAUAACCGUCGCCUUGCAUUCGUCUUCCUUUUAGCUCCUUCUUUCAGCGGGAUUGAAUUUCAGGCUUGAUAAUGGAGAUUGAGACUCACGACUCAGUAGUAGUACCUGGGAAGAAUCUAGUUAAAGUCUCAUUCAAACUUGGAACGGAGAGCUACACGGUUGAUGCAGUCCAAGGUGAUACUGUCGUAGACCAAUUGGUUUCGAUGAAAGAGGAAAGUAUGAAGAUACUCAAGGAGUUUAUUACAAAGCAUAAUGUUCCUGAUCAUGUCCCCGAUGAAAGUGUGUCUGAUGAAGGAGAUGAGGAUGAUGCUGUCAAAUGUCCUGUGAAGCCCAAGAAGACAAAGAUUUGAUAUGUGUCCUCCUUUUAAAAAACCUUGUUCCAUUAAGCAAACUUCUGUCUUUUUUUAAUCUAUGGAUGUUGUUGUUGCAUAUGUUAGCUGUUUGUGGAACAGUUCUGUUUAUCUGAGAGAAGAAUAUGAAAACUGUUAGGUUAAGAGA